Messenger RNA from Glarea lozoyensis ATCC 20868, 1548 nucleotides. RefSeq lists its product as uncharacterized. Bases 1 to 1548 code for a protein of 515 amino acids. Lineage: Eukaryota; Fungi; Ascomycota; Leotiomycetes; Helotiales; Helotiaceae. The record is from RefSeq and is a predicted model, not a curated record. The transcript has a single exon.
AUGCAGAACCCAGGAGAGAACAAUGCCUCUGACCGAGAAGAGGUGAUUGUCGACUUUUCAGAUCUGAACGCCAAGUUGAUGGCAUUCAACCAGCACGAUGCCGAUGAGUUCGAACAAUUCUUUUUGGAGGACGACAGCAUACCCAUCGUACCGUACACAGAAGAGACUUAUCAACACAUCUUUGAAUAUCCGGAGCCGUCAUAUGACAAUCAGCAAGCACCUCUUCAAACGUACCUAACACAGCCAUACCACAUCCAGCCAACAACAGAACCACACUACGGACAGAUGCUACUCCCUCCUUCCAAUGAGCAAGGCUUUGCCCCGACUCCUGGUCUUUCGUUGGAUACCGGCGACGAGGUUAUCUAUCGCAACAAGAUUCUUGGAGAGUUCAAGAGCCCGGUCACCCCUCUCAGUAUCAUCGACAACCACAAGCAUCCCUUCGAUAGAAAGCUUCAGCAACUUCUUGAGGCAGAGCUACGCAAGGAGAGAAAUGCCGAGAUCAAGUCUAAGAAACAAGAGCUGAGAGUAUCACCAUAUGAUGGGAAGAUGAGCAAAAACAAGAGGCCCCAGAACAUUGCAGAAUUUGACGCUAAGGAUGUUUAUAAACCUGUUCCAAAGGAUUAUAUCAGAUAUCCUUGGGGGGCAGACCCUCGAGGUGGACCGCCUAUGUUCCAGUACUCAGAGCACGGAGAGCUUACACCUGGUGCUACAUAUACCACCGAGGAGCUGCACACUUUCCUAUACGACCACAAAGACCACUGGAGAAAGGAACAAGGCAACCGAAAACAGUCGGGUCUUCGACUUUGGAUACAAAAUCACCCAGCUGACAGCAAGAACCGCUAUCCAGUUCCAGGAAAGUCAGAGAAAUGCCGCUGGGCCGAAUGUCCAGUCAAGGGCGGAACCAUUCACAAAGGAUUCUUUCGAGUUGCUUUUGACGAGGUUUCUUCGUGGUAUCCCCACCCAGAGACACUCGACCCUUUUCACAAUGCCGGUUAUAUGCAUCUCAGCUGCCUUGAGAAGAUGCUAGACUUCCCAUUGCUUUGCAAACAUCUCGAUGUCGUCCCAGAUUGUCGCGUCCUCCUCGAAGGCCACAACAGAAUGGCCAUCAACCGCGAUCACAAGAAGAUGGAGCAUAUCUGCCUUGAUUUCAUCCAGAACUCUCAGCCAGGUCAGAAGCAAAACACCGACUCUGAUGAGUGGUACAAAGAUACACUGAGCUAUCGUCUCACAAAGUACCACAUCACCCACCAGCCCAACCACAUCAAGGGUAUCCGCGGUGAGCGAGGUGGAAACAACAUCGAUAUCCACCUUGGGAACACCGAGGUCUACGCGCGCAACGAGCUCACCAAGAAGCGCAGAGCGCCAGGUGAGCGAAAAGCUCCCAGUGGCAAUGGCCGUGGGAAGCGCAAGCGCAAUGAUGACCAGGUGUUCGAGGAUGAUGAUGAGGAAGAGUUCAUUCCAGAUGCAAACAUCUUCGACGGAGAUCUUAGAAGUCCAUCAAGGAGACCGACAAAGCGACCCCGAAGACGCUCCUCGGUGUACCAGUGA